UGGCACUUGGCACGGACGCACGGUUGCGCCACAAUGGACGAACACCAACUCACAGCGCUGUAAAAGCGCAGCAGCGCUUGCUCUUGCACGACCAAUUACCUAACAAAACUGUCAUUGAAGUAGAACGAAAUUUCAACCGUGAGAAAGGGUAAAUUGUCUUGUGGGGUUGGUCAGACCGUCAGAGUGUCACUGUGACUCGAGAGAGCAAUUCACCAACGUCUUUUGUUUUCUUGAACGGAACAACCAAAGAAAAAGGCUCGUGGCUCGACCUCGAAGCCUCCUCGAACCAUGGGACUCUGAGUCUCUGAGUCUCAUCUGACAGCGAACGAUAUCCAUAAUAUCUUAGAAAUAAACCCGCUUACGCCCAAAUUCUGAGAUAUUCCGAUAUCUAUAUUCGUAUUCUGUCUCUCUUUCCCUGCUUUUUAUUUCCCUCCUUGAUUUGUUUCUGCGAUUUCCAGCAGAAGUUCUUCCUUUUUUCUAGAUCUAUACCUUUGAAUUUUAUUUUUUCUGUUAAUUAAGAAAACAUGUCAGACGCGUUGAUCAAUGGGUUGGCUGGUGCUGGAGGAGGGAUUAUUGCUCAACUCAUCACAUAUCCCCUGCAAACUGUUAAUACUCGUCAACAGACAGAACGUGAUCCGAAGAAGACGAGGAGGAAAGUUGGAGCCUUAGAACAAAUGUGUCAGGUGGUUAAGCAAGAAGGAUGGGAGCGUUUGUAUGGAGGCUUGACGCCGUCCUUAGUGGGUACUGCUGCAUCGCAGGGUGUUUAUUACUACUUCUAUCAAAUAUUUAGGAGCAGGGCAGAAGUUACUGCACUUGAUCGUUGGAGGAAGGGAGUUGGUGAUGGAUCAGUAGGGAUGUUAUCGUCACUUGUCGUGGCUGCAUUAGCAGGGUGUGUAAAUGUGCUGUUGACUAACCCUAUAUGGGUAGUUGUUACUCGUAUGCAGACACACACAAAGAUGACAACAAAACCUAGACCCAGUCAUAAUCUAUCAACUGUUCCAGAUGAAGCGAUUCUCGCUGUUGUGGAGACUCCACCUUAUGGAACUAGCCAUGCUGUCCAGGAAGUCUAUGAUGAAGCUGGAGUUUGGGGUUUUUGGAAAGGCGUAUUUCCAACACUUAUAAUGGUGAGCAAUCCAUCCAUACAGUUCAUGUUGUAUGAGACCCUGUUGAAAAAGUUGAAGGGGAGACGCACCACAAGUAAGAAGGGAAAUGAUGGGGUAACCGCUUUGGAGAUUUUUCUUCUUGGAGCUGUCGCUAAACUUGGAGCAACUGUGGUGACAUAUCCCGUUCUUGUUGUGAAGGCGAGGCUUCAAGCAAAGCAAGUUACUGGUGGUGACAAAAUGCUUCAUUAUAAAGGUACUCUUGAUGCGAUUAUGAAGAUGAUCAACCAUGAAGGCUUUUCUGGCUUUUACAAAGGGAUGAGCACAAAAAUUGUACAAAGUGUGUUUGCUGCUGCCAUUCUAUUUAUGGUUAAGGAAGAACUUGUUAAAGGGGCCCGUAUGUUGGUGACAAGGAAUGCCAGCUUGAUUAAAGUGGCAAGAUCUAAGCCCCCAUGAUUUUUGUGUUGUUCUUAUCUUUUUCUUUCUUGUAUUAAGUUUUGGUUUUCUUUAAGAAUCUUGGUAGCAAUUGCUUGACCUAAUUUGUACAUUGGAAAUGAAAUGCCAUUGCGGCACAGCAUUGUAACUUUUUCUCGGUAAA
This is a messenger RNA of Nelumbo nucifera (sacred lotus), 1698 nucleotides long. RefSeq names its product peroxisomal nicotinamide adenine dinucleotide carrier-like. Gene Ontology annotation, biological process: transmembrane transport; nucleotide transport. Lineage: Eukaryota; Viridiplantae; Streptophyta; Magnoliopsida; Proteales; Nelumbonaceae. The record is from RefSeq and is a predicted model, not a curated record.